AACAACAUUUUUCAUCUCUAGCCUUUCUCACAAAAUAUCGUGUAAAAUUUCACCAUGUCCAUUGUCCCAGCGAAAGCAAAUCUGAGCUUCUCCAUUGAAAACAUUCUUAAGGAAGAAAACUCUUCGGAAAGCUCUUAUUUAUCCAGACCUGAUGAUAAUAGUGAUAAUAAUGAUACAAUAACUCUUCAAAAAGGAACCUCUUCGCCUGAGACAUCUUUGAAAAGCGAUCUUCCAUGGCUGGCUUAUACUCGUUAUUGUCCGCCCAAAAUCCCAAGGUCAAGAAAUCGUAAAACAGUUAACAAGCGGAAAGUAAGUGGGGGUCCAAGAGUACCAUUCUCGUCAGAACAGCUACUGGAGUUGGAGAAAAACUACGAGGACACUCAUUAUGUUACUGCAGCCAAAGUUUUACAACUUUCUAGCGAGUUAAAACUUCCAGGAAACCGCAUCAAGAUUUGGUUUCAGAACCGUCGUGCACGGGAAAAAAAGAAGGCUAAGAAGCUGGGAAAUUAUAAGAACCAACAACUUUCUGCAAACGAGAUAUGUGCCGAGACCACCCUUUCACCUCAUGAAAAAAUCGGUCAGAAUAGAAGCUGUUUAUCACAAUUUUACCCUGCUCCUAUUGGGAGGAGAGAGUCCGCUUUCUCUCCAAUGUUUAUGUCUCAGUUAGCUCAUACCGGUUGUCCAUUAAAGAGGAAUCUCGCAUGGCCUGGUACAUCAAACGUGCCUCGGGUCCUUAACCUAAAGUACAUUAACUGCGAUUUGUACAAAAGACUCAGUUGUUUUGUUCAAUGUACAUAGCAUGUGAGAUGUCCCUACAACAAACAACUGUUGAGUGUGAAAAACUUUAGAAAGAUAAAUUUGAUUCGUUGACAUUUAAUAAAGAAGAUAGUAUACUUUGAU
This is a messenger RNA of Pocillopora verrucosa, 900 nucleotides long. RefSeq names its product homeobox protein engrailed-1-B. Gene Ontology annotation, biological process: embryonic morphogenesis; regulation of transcription by RNA polymerase II. Gene Ontology annotation, cellular component: nucleus. Gene Ontology annotation, molecular function: DNA-binding transcription factor activity, RNA polymerase II-specific; RNA polymerase II transcription regulatory region sequence-specific DNA binding. The record is from RefSeq and is a predicted model, not a curated record. NCBI's taxonomy places the organism in Eukaryota, Metazoa, Cnidaria, Anthozoa, Scleractinia, Pocilloporidae.